CCACAGGGAACAAAUCUCCUGGAAGAGGGCAGAGACAACAACCAAGUUGCUGAUCGGGUUAGCUGUCCUUUAGGGAGAACUGGGGACUGUCUCCAACAUUUGAGCAUUUCCUGCCUUCUGUCCCACCCAAAACAGUUUUGUCCAUGGAGGCACAAAAUAGCCAGAAGGAUUGUCAGUACCUCAUUGAUGACAGCCACGUGAAAGACUUUGAAGUAGCCAAAUGGGUCAAGAUCACCCUUGCCCUCAUCUACAGCAUUAUCUUUGUGGCAGGGAUCUUGGGCAACAGUGUCACCAUCCAGACUUCCAAAAUACUGCAAAAGAAAGGCUAUAUGCAAAAAGCAGUUACUGACCACAUGGUAAGUCUAGCAUGUUCAGAUCUCUUGGUGAUCUUACUGGGGAUGCCUGUGGAGUUCUACAGCAUUAUAUGGAGUCCUUUCUCUACCACAGAAGGAGACCUAGCCUGCAAGUUGUACAGCUUCCUCUUUGAGGCUUGCAGCUAUGCCACUGUGUUACAUGUGGCCACCCUAAGCUUUGAAAGGUACAUUGCCAUCUGCCAUCCAUUUAAGUUCAAAGCUACGUCUGGACCCUACAAAGUGAAGAUCCUCAUUGCCUUUGUUUGGAUUACAUCUGUGCUGGUGGCCCUACCCCUUCUCUUUGCAAUGGGGGCAGAGCACCCCUUGGUAAACAUCCCAGGUCAUCAAUGGGAGAUUGUCUGUGAAAGACCCAAGGCCCAAAGUCUGACUGAAUUAAGUUUAAAUGUGACAAUAUGCACCAAUUUAUCAUCCAAAUGGAGAGUCUUCCAGUUUAGUAUUUUCACUGCCUUCAUUGUGUACAUCAUAGUGUUGGUAUCUGUAGCAUUUAUGUGCCGGAAUAUGAUGAAAGUAUUGAUGGUCUACAAGCAAUCAACGCUGGCAGUAAAAGGGACAGAAAAGCAGUGCCAAUUUCUAAGGAAAACAGGAAGCCCAGAGAGCAGAGGAUCCAAGAAACAGACUCUUAUCUUCCUAGGUUUGAUUGUUGCAACACUGGCAAUAUGCUGGCUACCGAAUCAAGUUCGAAGGAUCAUGACAGCUGCUAGGCCCAAGCAAAACUGGACAGUCUCCUAUUUCAGGGCAUAUAUUAUCCUUCUCCCCAUAGCGGAUAUCUUCUUUUACCUUAGCUCCGUGGUGAACCCACUCCUGUACAACGUUUCUUCCCAGCACUUCCGGAAGGUAUUUCUUCAAGUCCUUCGGUGUCGCCUGUCGUUAGAACAUGCCAACAAACAGAGGUACUUGGCAACUAGUGUAAACUCUGCAGCCAACAGCAACCAUUCCAAAUGCCCGCUGAUCUUCAUAUCCAGGCAAAAGUCUUCCACCAAGACAGCUCAGCAUACUCUUCAGAAGGAGACUGAGGUUGACUCUAGUUUACCAAAACUGAGUCCCAAGUCAUUGGAGCUCAAUGUGAAAACAACACCUCUGGAGACCAGCACAGAUCCAAGUCUUGUUAAUCAGAAUGGCAUUUGUGAACAUGAGUAGUAAAUACUCAUAAAGAAAAGUUAUAGGAAACACAAUAUGCUAAAAGAGGAAGCAAUAAAGGAAAACAAAAGAAAGGUUUUACAGCCAACAAGUUGUACCCUCCAAGUUCAAGUGCUAAUUUCAACAGACUACUUUCCAAUAACAUGAAUGAUAGUGUUUUCAUAUGGAUGACUGCUGAAUUUUUUUCUUUGUUUCAUUUUGUUUUAAAGUGCAUACUGGAAAAUCAGACAACUAGAUCUAUUCUGUAAAUAAUGAAGUUGUUGAGACUUUUUCAGAUAAAAUGCUUCUUUUCUUUUGGGAAAGCAAAAAACAACAUUACAAUUGAAACCAGCUGUGCCUUUGAAAGGUGCGACACAGGAAUAAUGAUGCCAGCAAAGAAAUCUUUCCUUAGAGUUUAGCAGUGCACGGGUGAUAGAAAUGGCAAGCUAGAGAGCAGCAUGGUUGUUAAUACUCCUGCCCUAGGCAUGGUGCCGGAGUUCCCCCGCUUCUUUGGCCUGGGCCCAUUACAAAGUGGAGUAUUGCAACAGCUUAUACAAACAGAGUUUAUCUUCCCUGGAGUACAGAAAGUCUGGUAUCCGGCAGAGGUCAUGAGGCAAGCGGCAGAGGAUGCACAGGACUUGCGAUACAGGAUCCCUGUGACACAGAACAAGAGUUGGUUUAGUCCGAUAUGAACAAAUACGCUUUCUACUGUCUAUUAGCUCUUUCUAUUCGAUGGGACUGUCAAACGUUCACAUGGUGACUCUGACUGUCGGCUCAUGCCAGGAGAUUUAGCCCACUAUUACUUAAUUGUAUUUUAAUAGGAAAAAUAAAGCUUAAAUAAAAUGGCAUUACUUUAAAAGCUGACAUCCCCAUAAAGCCUGAAAACUGGGGGGGGGGGUGUCUGUUGUUACAGGGCACUUAAAACUGUUUAAAAGCUUAAGAUAUGAAAAAUCAAUUUGACACAAUGGAAAAAGUAUUGUAUGUUUUUCAGAAGGAUCCAUGGCUUGUUUUACAUUUUAGAUUUUAUUCAGUACUUCUGUUCAAAAAAAACAA
Messenger RNA from Candoia aspera, 2543 nucleotides. It is a transcript of the gene GPR39, whose product is annotated as G protein-coupled receptor 39. The transcript has 3 exons. NCBI's taxonomy places the organism in Eukaryota, Metazoa, Chordata, Lepidosauria, Squamata, Candoiidae. Gene Ontology annotation, biological process: G protein-coupled receptor signaling pathway. The coding region runs from base 144 to 1511 and encodes 455 amino acids. Gene Ontology annotation, cellular component: membrane. The record is from RefSeq and is a predicted model, not a curated record. Gene Ontology annotation, molecular function: G protein-coupled receptor activity.